This is a messenger RNA of Colletotrichum abscissum, 711 nucleotides long. RefSeq names its product F-box domain-containing protein. Gene Ontology annotation, molecular function: protein binding. NCBI's taxonomy places the organism in Eukaryota, Fungi, Ascomycota, Sordariomycetes, Glomerellales, Glomerellaceae. Bases 1 to 711 code for a protein of 236 amino acids. The transcript is spliced from 2 exons. The record is from RefSeq and is a predicted model, not a curated record.
AUGUCCAGAAAAGGCACCUCUGUCAACUCUUCCCGACCACUUACACAAUUCUCAUUCGCCAUCUUCACCAAACUCCCACCCGAGCUUCAACUUGAGAUUCUUUCUCACUGCCAGCAAAACGACCUCAUCUGCAUGUCCCUUGCAUCACACUCUCUACGCGCCAUGAUGCUUCCACUAAUUCCGGCAAAACCCUCGCUACUUUCCUACGACCAAGUCAACCCUCCAGAGACGAUCAAGUGCGAAUGCGGUGACACUUCAGCAAUCGGGGUGGUCCAAGACAAUUACUGGCAUCGGAGAAAACGCCACGUCUACAAGUACGCCGAGCCCCCGAGAAGAUGCUCAAACUGGACGCCCUGUCGCUCGUAUGCCACCGACCACGCUAUGUGCCGGCGGCAGUGGUGUAGGCACUGCUUGUGUACCACGUGCCCGCUAUAUGCAAGGCUCCGCGAGUCCAUGGGAGAUUUGAGAUACUGUGCCGAUUGCCAAAAGUUUACGAAGCGCCCUCGGACAAAGAAGUAUAAGGGGAGAUGCUUGCAUGGCCGCCCUCGGGUUCGACGGAAUCCAGACAAUCACUGGACGGCCAAAAAGGGAGUGUCGUAUGGAUAUCGCUGGUGGCGAAGAUGGGGCACUUGCGGUGUCGAUGCAUGGGGAUAUCCAGACGGGGACAAAACUGCGGACAUUAGCAGAAGGAGGAAUGCGAGAGUUGUCUAG